This is a messenger RNA of Aspergillus versicolor CBS 583.65, 885 nucleotides long. Its product is annotated as DUF1445 domain protein. The transcript is spliced from 2 exons. Bases 1 to 885 code for a protein of 294 amino acids. NCBI's taxonomy places the organism in Eukaryota, Fungi, Ascomycota, Eurotiomycetes, Eurotiales, Aspergillaceae. The record is from RefSeq and is a predicted model, not a curated record. Gene Ontology annotation, molecular function: D-glutamate cyclase activity. Gene Ontology annotation, biological process: glutamate metabolic process.
AUGGACCCAGAAGCAGAAGCAAAACACACAGGCACCGCCGCACGCCUGCAAGCCCGACGCGGCGAGAUAACCGGGUCCAACACUGGAAUCGCCACGGGAGUCUACUGCAAUCUGGUCGUUGUCCCGCAAGAAUUCGCUGCGGACUUUAGACAGCCAUGUCUCCGUAACCCCGUUUGUCUACCUCUACUGGAACAGACAGAUCCCGGAGCACGGAAGAGCAAAUUAGCAGCCGGUAGCGAUAUCAGCACUGAUAUCCCGCGAUACAAUAAUUACCAGGACGGAAAAUUACAUAGCGCAGGUGUCUCCAAUAUCACGGCGCAAUGGAGCGAUGAGCACGUCGGUUUCCUCCUCGGUUGCUCUUUUACAUUUGAAAUUGGGCUCGCGGCUGCGGAUCCUCGUCUCACGGCCCGGAACAUGGCAGAGGGAAAGGCGCCUCCUGUCUAUGUGACUUCUGUCCAGCUUAACCCUAGUGGCGUUUUCACUGGGGCAUGCAUGGUUGUUAGUAUGCGCUGGUACAGGAAAGACGAUAUACCUCGGGUCCGGGCUGUCACCGCGCGCUUCAGCAGGCAGCAUGGUGAGCCGGUAGCAUGGGGUUGGGAGGGGGCCGAGUAUCUGGGGGUUGCAGAUCGGCUCAAAGCCAAGGCUGUGGACUUUGGCGAGUGGGUUGAGCCUGUGGAUGGCGAGGUUCCUGUGUUUUGGGGGUGCGGUGUCACUGGGGAGAUUGCUCUGCGGGCAGCGAAGAUACCAGGGGUGUCGAUGACGCAUUAUUCGGGAACGAUGUUUGUCACCGACCUUACAGCGGAAGAGGUGGAGAACCGUGGGCCAAGGCUGGAACCUCUCUCGCCGGCUAUCACGGAAGAUGCGCGGGACAAUGGCCUCGCUUGA